This is a messenger RNA of Chionomys nivalis (European snow vole), 495 nucleotides long. It is a transcript of the gene Cfap97d1, whose product is annotated as CFAP97 domain containing 1. The record is from RefSeq and is a predicted model, not a curated record. The transcript has 5 exons. Gene Ontology annotation, biological process: sperm axoneme assembly. The coding region runs from base 1 to 495 and encodes 164 amino acids. Lineage: Eukaryota; Metazoa; Chordata; Mammalia; Rodentia; Cricetidae.
AUGAACAAUUCCCUGGAUUACCUGGCCUACCCUGUUAUCGUCUCUAAUCACAGGCAAAGUACAACCUUCAGGAAGAAACUGGACUUUGGCCAUUACGUAUUGCACAAGAAUAGAGUACAAAUAGUGAAGCCGACUGUUGAUACCAGACCGCCAAUGGCGCACACACAUCACAUUCUAAAACUGAGCAAACUCCAGGGUGAACAAAAGAGAAUCGACAAAAUUGAAUAUGAAAAUAAACAACUAUGCCAGAAAAUUGCCAACGCCCAUCGCGGCCCUGCCAAGGUGGACUGCUGGAAUGAGUAUCUUUCAAAAAGCUUAAACAGAGAAGCAAGGAACCGAGAGCUAGUGAGAAUCACCAUGGAAAACCAGGGCAUCCUAAAGAGGCUGGGUGACCGCAAACCCCACUAUGACCGCAGGGCAUCGGAGGUGGACUGGCAGAAUUCAAGACGCUAUAUCAGAAAUACAACAAGAUAUCUUCUCUCCCACGAAGAAUAG